Messenger RNA from Linepithema humile (Argentine ant), 2155 nucleotides. Its product is annotated as solute carrier family 25 member 44. Lineage: Eukaryota; Metazoa; Arthropoda; Insecta; Hymenoptera; Formicidae. The record is from RefSeq and is a predicted model, not a curated record. Gene Ontology annotation, molecular function: branched-chain amino acid transmembrane transporter activity. Gene Ontology annotation, cellular component: mitochondrion. Gene Ontology annotation, biological process: branched-chain amino acid transport; branched-chain amino acid catabolic process.
AUCUUGCCGAAUGUGCAGCUCAUUUUCCACAGGUUCUGUUAUCUUUGCAGUCAAGACCAAAUUCCGAAUAAAAAUGUAUUCAUGUUAUAGAAUAAAUUGAGCGUUUAGUGACGUGAUACGUGAUAGUAUAAUUGAUAUAUCGGUCAUGUUAUAAAUAUCAAAGACUGCUGACAGCAUUGCGACGAAUAUCGAAAAGAAAAUUUUAUGAAGUUCGGAGUAAAUUCAUCAUUUCGAGAAUAUAUUACAUCACUAUUUCUCCGAAUUUUGGGCAUUAAUGCUCAUAAUAUACAGAUGAGAUAUGCGGCAUCAAGUUGGAGGAAAUCCUUGGCAAAUCUCUCUGCUUGACCUAUCUAUUGCUACGAGCUACAACAUCUGUGCUCAUCCACGAAAUGUCUGCGGUAGAGGCAACACCAUUCAUUCGCACCAUCGAAUGGGAUAUGAUGGACAAGACCAAAUUCUUUCCACUCAGCAUGCUGUCUUCAUUCUCGGUCAGGUGUUGCCUGUAUCCUCUGACAGUGAUCAAGACUCGUCUUCAGGUGCAAAGACAAAAUCACAUGUAUAAUGGUAUGAUAGAUGCGUGUAGAAAAAUUUACAAAGUUGAAGGUGUCUCGGGCCUUUACAGAGGCUUUUGGAUAAGCUCUAUUCAGAUCGUUUCCGGAGUAUUUUACGUAUCGACAUACGAAGGUGUACGCCAUUUAUUGACUGAUACAUCCCUUGGACGUGUUGACUCAAAAGUGAAAGCAUUGAUCGCUGGCGGUGCCGCCAGUUUGGUUGGGCAAACAAUUGUCGUGCCCUUCGAUGUACUCAGUCAACAUCUAAUGGUGCUCGGUAUAAAUAGCACUAAGCAUGGUAGAGUGUAUAUGGAUAAGAUGGGAAUGAACCCAUUAGGUUUGACCCUCGAACCCGGAAAAACCCGCGCACAAAUUUCUGCCGAAAUAAUAAGGCUAAUUUAUCAGAGAGAUGGUUAUCGCGGUUUUUAUCGUGGAUACGUGGCAUCUCUGUGCGCGUAUGUACCUAAUAGCGCCCUUUGGUGGGGACUGUAUACAGUUUAUCAAGACGAACUCAUAAAACUACUACCGGAAUGGUUCUCUCACUUGUGCAUACAAGCGAUGGCGGGCACGUUGGGCGGUUUCACGACUACAAUCAUCACGAAUCCCUUGGAUAUUGUGAGAGCGAGGUUGCAAGUACAACGGUUAGACAAUAUGUUCAGUGCGUUUAGGAUAUUGUGGAUUGAGGAAGGUUUGCACAUGUUUACCAAAGGACUCUCCGCGAGGCUCGUACAAUCCGCUUGCUUUAGUUUCUCGAUUAUCCUAGGUUACGAAACUAUCAAGAGAGUGAGUAUAACUGAAGAGUAUAAAAGCUACAUUCGGUGGUGAGCUUUAGAAUUACUAUUAUAAUUAAUUCAACAUAGUCUGUCUAAUGCGAUCGCGCCGUUCAAUAUUCAAUUAGUUUUUUACGCACCAAAGAAGAGACAGCUAUUGUCUAAUUUACACGUUAUUUCAUAGAAACGAAAAUAUUCCGUAAAAAAUAUCAUAUUUCAAUAAUUUUUUGAAACAAAUGCCAUCGGUUGCAUCGUAUUUAUAAUUAUUUCUCAUUGUAUAAACAAAUAAAAGUAGUAGCAAUUGUACAGAUAUCUAUUUUGUCGAAAUCACGAUUUAUGUAAUGCAAUCUCAUAAAAAAAAAAAAGAAUUUGACAUACUGUACAUAGACGACGACGGUUCCGAAUCCAACAGAUUCGACAAGACUAUACGGAAGAGUAUUUAAGUAAAUGUAAUAAAGCGCAUUUUGUAUUACAAAAUUUGUAUGCUAGCGUUAUAUGUCACAUGGAGUACAAAGUUUGUAACAUGUGUUAGAUAUGUUACUGUGAUACAAGUAUGCCCCGUUCGUAAUUUAAAGAUGGCCUGCAUAUUAGAUGUACAUAUUAUAUAUAUAUAUAUAUACCUAUAUAUAUCUUCGUUCAUGGUGUUGAGAUGUUACUGAACAUGAUCCUAGUCACAAAUAUGAAUAUGUAGCGCGCAUGUGUACAUAUAUCGGCCGUCUUGAAAAUACGAGUUUAGUGUUAAUAUCUGAAUUAAGUGGGUUAUUGGUUCAUUGAAAUGAUAGUAGAAAAUGUACCAUAAAGAUUUAAGAGAAAUGUAACUAUUUAAUAUUCCCA